UUUUUUCCUCUUCUAGUACACCGCUGUCGUGGCUGAGCUUCGGUCAAGUGAAGUGCUUUCUUGGUCAAAAUAAUAAACCUUCGCUUGUCUUAUUUCAAAUGAACAGGUGAUUGUGUAAGUGUAUUGGAUGAUUAAUCAAGCGCAAUAUGACUGACACAAGUAAAAGAGCUCGCUUGAGCCUCCUCCACAUUGCGCCGUCGCUCGUGGGGCUGCUGGCGGCGACGGUAAUGUGGAGCAGCGUCGGUGCUGACGGGCGGUAUGUGCUGAUCAACCUCACCAUCCACAACCCCGGGGAUGUAAACGUCUACAAGUCUUUCCAGACGGACGAAGAAAAUCUGAGGAGGUUUAACCUGACGGCGGAGGACAUGUCAAAGGGGAAUGUUCAACUCAAUUCUCACGGCGAGGUAGACGAGAUCGAAGUGAAAGGAAAGCAUAUUCCCCUGCAUUUAGACCUGAGGAAGGAGCUCGAGGGGCUAACGUACUCGUAUCUGACGGUGGACCAUAAGACUUGGUCGGUUCGGGUUGGCGACUUCGUUAAUGUCACUCAUGACCCUAAUCUGGUGCCCGAAAAUGUGACUCUGGAUUGGUCCUUAAUUCCUGCGUAUAACCCAAAUCCUGCAAACAUAUCCUUGAGAUCGGGUGUGUCGGAAGCCAGUAUCCACUUCGAUAACAAUACACUGUUGUUCCAGUAUUUAGAGGGGGAAGUGAAAGUGGGGAAGUGGGUACCCAUCCUCCCCUACACUGGACUAUACCUUCGAGUCAUCAAUCCUCACACUCGGCAGCUUACCUUCAGCAAGUACUAUUCAACCGACUACUUCAUGGACAAGGAAUUUUUGGAAAACUUACAGAACCUCAAGAACGGUCGAAUUGCCAUCGUCGCUUCCUUUUACGACAUAACCGGACACUUUGAAUCACCCGUGAGGAACGCUCUUGAGGAAUUGGGAUCCUUCGCAGUACAACACCUGAGAUUCCGUGACCUUUGGGCGUGGGUAUGGCAGACGGGCGGAGCGACCUUAGCAGAAGGACUGGUCACCAACCGAAAUGGAGUCGAAACCCUCCCGCCACCUCUGUUCUUGUCCCUGCAGAUGCCAGCGGUCAAUGUCACAGAGCGUUUCUGCAAAGACUGGCCAACGGGUGGUACUUGGGAAAAGAGGAAACAUUUUUGUGACACUUAUGACGGAUAUGGAGAUUUGUGUUCUUGUGACAACCCUUUCUCAAUAACUACCGCUACUCCGAAGAUGGAGACAUGGCGUGAGGACAUUGGCAUCUUGCUGGUGACAGGGAAUCGCCCGCAGUAUUUAUAUAGGCUAUUACGUCAAGUCCUUCUGCAACCUGGCGUGAACAAGACGCAGAUUUUCGUGUCCAUCGACGGGUUUCACGACGAGCCUGUGAAAUUGGUGGAGAUUUUUGAACUUCAGUACCUAAUUCAUCGUCCAGAAGGGAAAGGAUCACCAAGGAUUUCCAGGCAUGUGAGGUUUGCCCUCUUCAAAGUACUGGAGGCCUUGGACACAGACAAAUUCAUAGUUCUUGAGGAAGAUCUUCUCCUUUCGCCAGAUUUUUAUUCGUACAUGCAACAGACGUCCGCCAUUCUGGACACGGACACCACAGUGUACGGUGUCUCUGCUUACGCCCAUUUCUCCUACAACCACACAGCCAGGGACGCAACCAGAUUAAACCGUGUCCAUUCAUUCCCGGCGUAUGGUUGGAUGGUCAAGAGGAGAUUCGUGGAGGAAACGUUGCCCAAGUGGCCGCCUCACUUUGUGGCAGCGGACUGGGACUACUGGAUGGGCACUGGACUGGUUCGUCGAGGAAGGGAACUCAUAAUUCCUGAAAUUUCGAGAACAGUACACGCGGGUCUCACGGGAGCUCACGUCAACGGCUUCCUCACCAAGCGAAGAUACAGCAAUAAACCUGUCACUACGGAUCCCAAUGCUAGAGUUAAUAUAACUGGGCUGCGGAAGGAAAUAUACGAAAGAGAAAUCCUUGCUCUGGUGAACAAAGCUGAACUAUUGAACAUUACGGACCCAUACAACUACGACUUUCCUCGGACGCCGGGUAAAGUGUACGCUAUAUUCAUAAAGAUGACCAAGGAAGAAGAUGAUGCAGCUCUGAGGAUUAUUGCCGACGCUCUGUACGUGUGGAAUCAAGACGCCCGAGACCACCAUUUCGGCUUAUGGAGGAUUCCGUACUACGACGCCAUGAUCCUCAUAAUAGGAUACCCAUAUUCUAAGUACAGGAAAUAUUACAAGAAAGGCUACAAUGUGAUAUGGGCUAAUUCAGCAAGGUUGGAACAUUUAUCAGAUAAUUUUAAUGAUGAUAACUUUUUCUACAAGAGUCACGGCAAAUCUGAUUACAUCAAUAUUAUGAAUUUAUAUGGCACUUCUAAGGCUAAGAGUGUCAACCAAAGGAUCGUAAAUAAACGGAGGCUCACAAAUCAAGAAUUUCUGACUACCUCCUCACAAUUUCAAAAUAAACUCGAGCUUCACCCAGUAACUGAGAAGCAAGAAAACUUGAAAAAUCAAGAUAAAGAAAGGAUUCCCAUCAAGAAUGGAAAUCUGAAUGAAAGUGAAUCAACCAUGAUUCACGAUUCCAUAACUUCCACUUCCAUUCAAGAUGUAACAGAGAAAAUCAAGUUAGGAUCAGAAAUGAUGAUCUCUGAUGACUCUUACAUACAUGGUAAUGAUGAUUCUAAUUUAGGGACUACGUAUGCAUUGGGUAAUUCUUCGCUCAGUUCAACAGCAGUAAUGAAAGAGGACAAAGUAAAAUUACAGAAUUAAUAUGAUACAUUAAAAGAACUUAUUUCUGAAAUGAUUAAAAAUUAAGUUAAUUUUUUUCUUCUGUUGGUUGUAAUAAACUGUACUGGUUUUAGACCUACUCUUAAGCCUUUGGAUUUGGUAAUGAUAUAAUCCAUUUAAACAAGCAUAAAGGAUAAUUGAUUUAAGUCAUGACUCUCCACAUGCUAGUUUCAACAUUAUCAUUUUGUUUGAACUUGGAACACAUAUAGCACAUACAGUGUGAGAAUUCUUCAGCUAUGUAAUUUUCUUCAUUACAAGUAAAAUAAUUA
This is a messenger RNA of Penaeus monodon (black tiger shrimp), 3064 nucleotides long. Its product is annotated as protein O-linked-mannose beta-1,2-N-acetylglucosaminyltransferase 1-like. Gene Ontology annotation, molecular function: beta-1,3-galactosyl-O-glycosyl-glycoprotein beta-1,3-N-acetylglucosaminyltransferase activity. Gene Ontology annotation, biological process: protein O-linked glycosylation via N-acetylgalactosamine. NCBI's taxonomy places the organism in Eukaryota, Metazoa, Arthropoda, Malacostraca, Decapoda, Penaeidae. The record is from RefSeq and is a predicted model, not a curated record. Gene Ontology annotation, cellular component: Golgi membrane.